This is a messenger RNA of Anastrepha obliqua, 1903 nucleotides long. RefSeq names its product vanin-like protein 1. NCBI's taxonomy places the organism in Eukaryota, Metazoa, Arthropoda, Insecta, Diptera, Tephritidae. The record is from RefSeq and is a predicted model, not a curated record. The coding region runs from base 24 to 1667 and encodes 547 amino acids. The transcript is spliced from 3 exons.
AGCUGCAAGGAACAUCAAGCGGAAUGUGUAAGGUGCAAAACUUUUGCCGUAUAUUGGUUUUCGUGGCAGCUGCUUUAGGACCACAACCAACUUGGCAGCUUUCUCUACCCACCGACUCGACUUAUCAUGCAGGUAUUGUUGAGUUGACAGCAGCGCCGGGCAAAGGUAGCGCCAAAGCGGGUGAUACACUACCGCGCAUGAAAAGCAUAAUUGAAUCGAAUAGCACCAACGAUUUGGAUAUAUUAGUAUUUCCCGAGUAUGUGCUGAACGAUCACCAUUUUCGCACUUUUGUGCCCGAUCCGGCACUAAAGAUUGCACCUUGCGAAAUUCCGAAUUAUGACAUUUUUCUCAUCGAAUUAUCCUGCGCUGCCCGUUCGCGUAAACUCUAUUUGGUUAUCAACCUAACGGAGAAGGUUUUUUGUGCAAAUGACACCACAGCCGUGGGACGUUGUGAUCCAAGUGGCCUUAAUACGUACAACACCAAUGUAGUUUUCGAUCGUCAAGGACGUGUAAUAUCGCGCUAUCGCAAGUCCCACCUCUAUGGUUACGAAUGGUACAGUACAAAUGUGUUGCCUCAACCGCAGCUUGCAACAUUCACCACCGAUUUCGGUGUCACUUUUGGUCAUUUUAUAUGCUUCGAUAUGCUCUACUGGAAUCCCGCAGAAGUGUUGGUACGAGAAAGUGGCAUUACAGAUAUUAUCUAUCCAACUUAUUGGUUCAAUGAGUUGCCAUUUCUUACUGCCGUACAACUGCAAGAGGGCUGGGCAUUCGCCAACGAUGUUAACUUGCUUGCUGCUGACGCCAGCAAACCUAGUGGACAAACUAGUGGUUCAGGCAUUUAUGCUGGUCGCUUGGGACGGCUUGAAGCGGUCAUCUACGAGCAAGCGACCACACAGCUACUCACCGCUAGAGUACCCAAACGCGCCUAUCGAGAUAGCUACCAAGCGCCACCCAUCGUACAACCCAUCUUUGUGCCACAAGUCACAACACCACGUCUCACCAAACUCGAGCUGCUGCGCGACUAUAAUGUGGAUAUGUUUAAGACGCAACUGCUUGCAGCCGACUUUACGGCGAUCAAUCAAACACUUUGCUAUGAUAGUCAAUUCUGCUGCCACUUCCAGGCUGCACGCACUUUGGUAAGCAGCUCAACUACUCAUGCGGCUUAUCGCUAUCGUCUGGCGGCUUACAGCGGCUCGCAUGCCACACACCAACGCGUUGAUCCGGCAGCUUUGAAGAUCUGUGCUGUGCUCGCUUGCACCAAUAAUCAGUUGUACAGUUGUGGUCAUAUCUUCCCCACCAAUGUAACGGUGGCAAACAAAUACUAUUUUAACGUGUUGAAGGUGAGCGCCUCAUUUGCGCACGCGCCACGACGUCUCAUUAUGCCGUCCAGUGUGGAUGGUGCUAUGUUGCCGCUGCCUGUGCACACGUACGAAUGGCAGGAGUUUGAAAGCAACAACGCCACUGCCAUCUCCAUUAGCUUGACUUAUCCGAAGUUGGACAUACUGACCUUUGGCAUUUGGGGCAACUACUAUACCGAGGAGAUGAGCUCACAUAAUUUCGAUCCUGUAUGGCAACCAACGCAGGAAAUUAAUUCUGCCGCUUCAUUUGUGUGUGCACUGCCGCUCUUAGCUUCAUUGGUGCUGGUGAUUUUUAUCAAGCAAUUCUAGAUUGGCAUGCAAGCCAUAAACUUCCGAGAAGGUCUGUGUGCGAAUACAAAGAAAAUGGAAUACAAAUAAUUUUUUAAUACUUUGUCAAUAUUUGUAUUAUAUUUUUUAUUACAAACCCUAAAAAUAUGCAGAUUCAGGCGUGGAAACAAAAUGUCACGCUAAAUAUUAGCUUGUGCCACAUUUUUUGUUGACUGAAGACCAACAUCAUUGAGUAGAUUAAGAAACAGAUUGUCAAA